AUGACACAAACUCAAGUUCAAAAACAACAGAAAUUCAAGUUAAAACACGCCACAAACUCAAGUUCAAAAACACCACAAACUCAAGUUCAAAAAUCACAAAAACUCAAGAUUAACAAUUGCCACAAACUUAAGUUCGAAAAACACACAAACUCAAGUUCAAAAACACCACAAACUCAAGUUCAAAAACAACAGAAAUUCAAGUUAAAACACGCCACAAACUCAAGUUCAAAAACACCACAAACUCAAGUUCAAAAAUCACAAAAACUCAAGAUUAACAAUUGCCACAAACUUAAGUUCGAAAAACACACAAACUCAAGUUCAAAAACACCACAAACUCAAGUUCAAAAAUCACAAAAACUUAAGUUCAAAAACAAAAGAAACUCAAGUACAACCAACCCAAAUCUAAAGUUUAACAGUUGCCAAAACCUCAAAAAAAAUCAAGUUAAAGCACGCAACAAACUCAAGUUCAACAAACGCUACAAACUCAAGUUCAAAAACACCACUACUCAAGUUCAAAAAUCACAAAAACUUAAGUUCAAUCAAUACCCAAUUCUUAAGUUAAACAAUUUCAAAAACCUCAAGUUCAAAAACAAAACAAACUCAAGUUCAAACACGCCAAAAACUCAAUUUCAACAAACAGACAAACUCAAGUUCAAAAACACGCCACAAACUCAAGUUCAAGCACGACAAAAACUUAAGUUCAAAUAA
Xyrichtys novacula (pearly razorfish) is the source of this 708-nucleotide messenger RNA. The record is from the annotation of a GenBank genome assembly. Lineage: Eukaryota; Metazoa; Chordata; Actinopteri; Labriformes; Labridae.